CAUUUCCAACCGGCUAGACUACUCACCGAGUCGCGUAUGCGCGUCGGACACGACGGGAGAGCACCAGGAGAGAGCUCAGUGAAUUACGUCGGAGCAGCGAGCCCAUCGUCAGGCGGACAACAGUAAAGGAAAAAGUUCCCUUUUUGGCGUCAAGAACCGGAGCAGAGAUAACCUAUCUGUGACCAAGAGUUGAAAGGCAGCAAGAAAAACAUGAACGGGGUGACACUUUUCUUUCUGCUGGUGUUUGCUGUGGGAAGGGCUCAGUGCUGUCUAGUCACAGCAAGCCCAGAUGAAAGACCUAUUCACCGGUAUUUCUGUGAGAAUCAAGGAUGUGCAGCCAAUUUGAAAUCUGUGUAUUGCAAUAAUACACAGCUCUUGAUGGAGCUUGACCCUGUCAUCCCAAAUUGCACAGGAUUUCCACCAAUCAACAGUGUCUGUAAGCAUGAUGGCCGGGCCUUUGUUUCCACUUAUACAGAUGGUAGUUGUGAGUUUGAAGGUGAAGGUCAUCUUGCAUCAGACAAAUGUCAAGACAACAACACCAUUUGUGCUUUCGGCAGAGUAUCAUCAGCCACUGAAAAUAAUGAACAAAUUAGUUCUUCAGAUAAUACUGGUCUAAUUGUUGGCCCCAGUAUAGCAGCAGCAGUAGUACUAGUCAUUGGACUUGCCUUGUAUUUCAAAAUGAAUAUAUGCAAAAAGAAACGGCAGGAGAUGUCCAAUAUAGGGAUGCAACCAGGAAAGAAUGACAACACAGAAACUAGUGAAAGAGAAUCUCUCAGAGGUCCUGGAUUGGCUGAUGAUGACACCUCUUCUUCUCCACGAAGUCUCUAGGGAGCUUAAAGUUCUGCCGACCACAGCCUGCCUGAACGACACCCUCUUUUGUAAUAUUAGAAAACAAAGAGUCAGAUCUUUUACCUGCUUUUUGUAAAUGUCUUGAGAUAACACUUUUUAUG
This is a messenger RNA of Labrus bergylta (ballan wrasse), 950 nucleotides long. Lineage: Eukaryota; Metazoa; Chordata; Actinopteri; Labriformes; Labridae. The record is from RefSeq and is a predicted model, not a curated record.